UGAUCUGAAAAUUAUGGGAUGUGACAUGAUGGAUAUGUUGGGUAAGCUGGACCCACAGGAUGUUCCCAACAGCGAUCAUGGGGCUUCAGACAACAGUGGAAUCACAAACAGAUAUCAGAGUGUAUGGGACCAGUUUAAGGGUCAGACCACAACAGAGCGAGAUCUUUUCCUCAAUGAAUCUUUUCCUGAUGACUUCCAGUGGGCUACCUCCAGUGAGUCCUUCAAGGUUGAGGGUGGUUGGAUGGAAGACGGAAAGGGGGAGACCAUCUGGGACCGUUUUGGUCAUGAAAAUAAGGUUUUUGAUAAUCAGACAGCUGAUCUAGCCUGUGACAGUUACAAUAAGGUGGAUUAUGAUGUUUAUCUCCUGCGGGGUCUUCAUGUGAACACCUUCCAGUUUUCUAUCUCCUGGGCCCGAAUUUUCCCUUCAGGCCACAGGAGCAGCCAAUCAGAGAAAGGCGCUCUCCACUAUGACAAGCUGAUAAAUGCUCUGCUUGAGUCUGGCAUCCAACCUGUUGUCACACUCUUCCACUGGGAUCUGCCCCAGGAACUCCAGGGCUACGGUGGGUGGACCAAUGCAUCCAUAGUUGAAGCCUUUAAGGACUACGCAGACUUCUGCUUCUCCAGGUUUGGAGGCAGGGUAAAGACCUGGAACACUUUCAGCAGCCCUUGGGUGGUGAGCCAUGCUGGGUAUGGUACUGGUGAGCAUCCUCCUGGAGUGAAAGACUAUGUGGUUUCCUCCUAUCAGGUCACACACAAUAUCCUCAAGUCCCAUGCCGAGGCCUGGCAUGUCUACAAUGACAAACACAGGAAGACACAAGGAGGGAAAGUAGGCAUAGCUCUGAACUCUGACUGGGCUGAACCCAUGGCCCCUUCCAGACCUGAAGAUGUAGCAGCUGCAGAUCGCUACCUGCAGUUCAUGCUGGGCUGGUUUGCACAUCCCAUAUUUGUGAACGGAGAUUAUCCUGAAACACUCAAGACUCAGAUUGAGCAGAAAAUAGAUGAGUGCCCUCUUUCUGUGCCUGCAAAACUUCCAGUUUUCACAGCUGAAGAGAGCAAGAGGAUACAUGGAACAGCUGACUUUUUUGGGUUAAACCACUACACGUCCCGGUUGGUCAACAACAGUGCUGGGGGCUGUAACCCUGGUCCUCAUGGGGUGGGUGACUUCCAGGCACAUGUUGACCCAUUAUGGUCUUCAACAGCGUCUGAUUGGAUCUAUUCUGCACCUUGGGGGCUUCGAAGGCUCUUGAACUACAUCUCAGGGGAGUAUUUGAAUGUCACCAAAUUGCCUAUCCACAUAACUGGGAAUGGUAUGCCAACUGAGUACAGUGGGGACACUAUCAAUGACACCCAUAGAGUAGAGUACAUGAAGAGUUACAUCAAUGAGGCCUUGAAAGCAAUAUUCUUAGAUGGAGUGGAUGUGCAACAGUUCACAGUGCAGUCAUUAAUGGAUGGAUUUGAAGGGAACCAAGGCUACAGUGAAAGAUUUGGUCUGCACUUUGUCAACUUUAAUGAUGCAGACAGACCAAGAACCCCAAAGCAGUCUGCAUAUUUCUAUGCUCAGGUUAUCGGGCAAAAUGGAUUUGGUUCACGUCAUGGGGAUGUUGUCAAAGAGCAAUUUAAGCAAUACACUCGCAGAGCAACUGGUUUAUCAUCUUCAGAAGUUCCAUCUAAAUCCAAGGUUGUCUGGGAGAAAUUCUCACACCAGACAAAAUUCAAGACAAAAAUGUAUCACUACGGCACUUUCCCUGAAGGCUUCAGCUGGGGAGUAUCAUCCUCAGCUUACCAGAUUGAAGGGGGCUGGAAUGCUGAUGGGAAAGGGCCAAGCGUCUGGGAUACAUUCACCCAAAAGCCUGGCAAUACUCCUGCUAAUGCUAGCGGAGAUGUGGCCUGCGACAGCUACAACAGACUAGAUGAAGACCUCUACAUGCUACGAGCUCUCAGGGUGAAGUCCUACAGAUUCUCCAUGUCUUGGUCCAGGAUCUUUCCUGAUGGUCGUCGUAGCUCCUUGAACCAGAAAGGUGUUGACUACUACAACAGACUCAUUGAUGGCCUCUUAGCAUUUAACAUCACUCCCAUGGUGACACUCUAUCACUGGGACCUUCCACAAGCUUUGCAAACCCUUGGUGGUUGGGACAAUGUAAACAUGAUUGACAUUUUCAAUGACUUUUGUGACUUUUGUUUUGCCACCUUUGGUGACAGAGUGAAACUCUGGAUGACCUUUAACCAGCCUCACACAAUAGCAUUGUUAGGAUACAGGCUUGGACAGAUCCCCCCCAAUGUUCAGAAACCAGGAACUGCUCCCUAUAAAGUUGCACACAACCUCAUCAAAGCACACGCCAAGGCCUACCACACAUAUGAUGAUAAGUACCGCAAGUCCCAAGGCGGUCUCGUAUCCAUCGCUCUCAAUGCUGACUGGGUCGAACCUGAAGAUGUUAAUGUUCCCAGGGAAGUGGUCGCUGCUGAUCGUGCUCUGCAGUUCCAACUGGGCUGGUUUGCACACCCCAUCUUCAAGAACGGUGACUAUCCUGAUGCAAUGAAGUGGCAGGUUGGAAACAAAAGUGAACUCCAAGGUCUCUCAGAGACAAGACUCCCCUCUUUCACUGAAGAGGAAAAGAGCUUCAUCAAGGGAACUGCUGACAUGUUCUGUGUUAAUCACUACACUACGAAGAUUGCAAGUCAUGCGACACUGAGGCUGUCCCCUCCGUCUUAUGAAUACGACCUGGACUUGAGGGUAGCAGAGGAAGGUGAUUCCCCCACUACUGCAAUAAGGGAACAGAGAGCUGUAGCAUGGGGCCUGAGAAGACUCCUAAACUGGAUUAAGGAAGAGUAUGGAGACCCAGAGAUUUACGUUACAGAGAGUGGAGUUGCUACAGAAGCAACACAAACUUGGGAUGACACUGCCAGAGUGUUUUAUUACAAGACCUACAUUGAUGAGGCUUUAAAAGCCCACGACCUUGAUGGCGUUAAGGUGAAAGGAUACAUAGCAACCUCACUCAUGGACUCCUUUGAGUGGCUGCAUGGGUACAAAAUUGGAUUUGGGUUACAUCAUGUGGAUUUCACAGACCCAAACCGUCCAAGAACCCCUAAAUACUCUGCCCAUUUCUACCACCAAGUCAUGAAAGACAAUGGAUUCCCUGAACCAGAUGGCGAGAAGGUACUUCAUGGACAUUUCCGAAAAGGUUUCAUAUGGAGCACUGCAACAGCAUCAUACCAGAUAGAAGGGGGUUGGAGAGCAGACGGGAAAGGUCUCAGCAUCUGGGACAAGUUUGCUCACACUCCUCUGCGAGUCUUCAAUGAUGACAAUGGGGACAUAGCCUGUGACAGUUACCAUAAAGUAGAAGAGGACGUUGCUAUAUUGAAGCAACUUAAGGUGACCCAUUAUCGAUUCUCCAUAUCCUGGCCGAGGGUGCUCCCUGAUGGCACCACCAAGAACAUUAAUGAGGCUGGACUCAACUAUUACCACAGACUGGUGGAUGCACUUCUUGCUGCAAACAUCCAACCACAUAUCACUCUUUACCACUGGGACCUUCCACAAGCUCUGCAGAAUAUUGGGGGCUGGGAGAGCGACACAAUUGUAUUCACAUUCAGGGAUUAUGCUGACCUCAUCUUUAGCCGACUUGGACCCAAAGUGAAAUUCUGGAUCACCAUUAAUGAGCCAUACAAUAUAGCCAAUGUUGGCCAUGGCUAUGGAGCAGCUGCCCCAGGGAUCAGUCUCCGACCAGGCACGCUGCCUUACAUUGUGGGACACAACCUUCUGAAAGCUCAUGCUGAGGCCUGGCAUCUCUACAAUGACAAAUACCGGGCCACACAGAAAGGGAUAAUCUCAAUCACCAUCAACUCUGACUGGUCAGAACCAAGAAAUCCUUACAAACAGGAGGACAUUGAUGCAGCUAGACGUGUGGUUCAGUUCUACAUUGGCUGGUUUGCACAUCCGGUCUUUAAUGGAGACUACAGCGACAUGAUGAAGACAAUCAUACGAGAGAGAAGCUUAGCUGCUGAUCUACCAAAAUCUCGGCUGCCUGAGUUCACUCCUGAGGAGAUAAAGAGGAUAAAGGGAACUUAUGACUAUUUUGGAUUCAACCAUUACACCACUGUGCUGGCAUUCCCUGUGGCCUAUGGGAACCUUCAGCACUAUGAUGCUGAUAGGGGUGCGGGAACCAUUGCUGAUCGUACCUGGCUGGAUUCAGGUUCAUCAUGGCUGAAGGUCUCCCCAUUUGGUUUCCGGAAGAUAUUAAACUUCAUUAAGGAAGAAUAUGGAAAUCCUCCAAUUAUCAUCACUGAAAAUGGCAUGUCAGAGCGAGGGCCCAUUGACCUAGAUGACUUUCAUAGGAGCUACUACUAUGAAAAGUACAUCAACCAGGUGCUAAAAGCAUACUUGCAGGAUAAUGUGGACAUCCAUGGAUACACAGCUUGGUCCCUGAUGGACAACCUGGAGUGGGCUACCGGUUUUUCAGAGAGAUUUGGCCUCUUCUACGUUAAUCACUCAGACCCAAAUCUGACUCGAGUGGCCAAGUCUUCUGUUGCCAGCUAUGCCACCAUCAUAAAAUGCAAUGGAUUCCCAAAGGGACCCCAUGAGUGCUUGGACCCAGAGCCAGAAGCAACAACUGCACCAAAAACAGAUGCACCAACCAAGCCAGUUCGCUCGAACGACACAGUUAGCUUCUUGGGAAUGGAGCUCUCUAUCAGUGAUGCAGAGACCGGACUUACCACCACAUUUUCACUCCUAAUAGUUGUAGCAUUUUGUGCUGUUUGUUCAACCUUUUGCUUCUUCAAGGCAAGAAAACAGUCAAAGAGAAUGGGUAGGAAAGAAAAGAUUGAAAUGUCAAAAACUCAGUUUUAAUGGGAGUGACACAUGGCCUACACUGUCAAUGAACUGUAAAUGUCUCAGCCGCAUGAGCAAAAAUCCUUUUUCAAAAAGCUAUUUCAUGUGAAUAUAUAUUUGAACAGCAAAGAUUUUAAAAUAUUCAUGGCAAGCUGGAGAAGUUUACUUCUUGUACUUAGAGCAGGAUUCAACAAAUGUCUUUUCUGUGCUGAUUAAAAAAUAUGUCUGACGUUAAUGCUGUUUUAUCAUUCAAAUAAAUUCAACUAUCACA
Notolabrus celidotus (New Zealand spotty) is the source of this 5093-nucleotide messenger RNA. RefSeq names its product lactase-phlorizin hydrolase-like. Lineage: Eukaryota; Metazoa; Chordata; Actinopteri; Labriformes; Labridae. The transcript has 13 exons. The record is from RefSeq and is a predicted model, not a curated record. Bases 14 to 4840 code for a protein of 1608 amino acids. Gene Ontology annotation, molecular function: lactase activity. Gene Ontology annotation, biological process: carbohydrate metabolic process.